Erigeron canadensis is the source of this 1532-nucleotide messenger RNA. Its product is annotated as aminomethyltransferase, mitochondrial. The record is from RefSeq and is a predicted model, not a curated record. Gene Ontology annotation, molecular function: aminomethyltransferase activity; protein binding. The transcript is spliced from 4 exons. NCBI's taxonomy places the organism in Eukaryota, Viridiplantae, Streptophyta, Magnoliopsida, Asterales, Asteraceae. The coding region runs from base 154 to 1377 and encodes 407 amino acids. Gene Ontology annotation, cellular component: mitochondrion. Gene Ontology annotation, biological process: glycine decarboxylation via glycine cleavage system.
ACGAGUACAAUCAAAAAUAUAUGCACCAACUUAUUUAAAAAAAGAAAAGAAAAGAAACAGUAACAAAACCCAUCCCCAUAUCCAGAUUUGCUUUUCUCGACGGAUAAAAAAAGAGCAUUGUAGCUGCUCUGUGAGCACAGUUCAUAAAGCAAAAUGAGGGGAGGACUAUGGCAACUAGGCCAAUCAAUCACUCGUCGUCUUGGUCAAUCCGAUAAAAAGACCAUUGCCCGUAGAUGCUAUGCCUCGGAGGCUGAUCUUAAGAAAACUGUCUUGUAUGAUUUCCAUGUUGCUAAUGGCGGAAAGAUGGUUCCUUUUGCUGGUUGGAGUAUGCCGAUCCAGUACAAAGAUUCAAUUAUGGAAUCCACUCUUAAUUGCAGGGAAAACGGCAGUCUUUUUGAUGUUUCUCAUAUGUGUGGGCUAAGUCUCAAAGGGAAGGAUAGUGUUGCGUUUCUUGAAAAGCUUGUGGUUGCUGAUGUGGCAGGACUUGCUCCUGGUACCGGUUCCCUGACUGUUUUCACAAACGAGAAAGGUGGAGCUAUUGAUGAUUCUGUCAUCACUAAGGUGACUGAUGAUCACAUUUACUUGGUUGUUAAUGCUGGCUGCCGAGAUAAGGAUUUGACUCACAUUGAAGAACACAUGAAGGCUUUUAAAGCCAAAGGUGGUGAUGUGGGUUGGCACAUCUAUGAUGAGAGAUCUCUUUUGGCUCUCCAGGGCCCUCUUGCAGGUUCGACUCUUCAGCACUUGACAAAGGAGGAUUUGAGUAAAUUUUACUUUGGGGAGUUCCGUAUUAUAGAUAUCAAUGGUGCCAAAUGUUUUCUAACUAGAACUGGAUAUACUGGUGAAGAUGGAUUUGAGAUCUCUGUUCCCUCAGAAAAUGCACUCGAUCUUACCAAAGCAAUUCUUGAAAAAUCUGAAGGGAAAGUGAGGCUGACAGGUCUUGGUGCUCGUGACAGUCUUCGUCUUGAAGCUGGACUGUGUCUAUACGGUAAUGACAUGGAGCAACACAUAACCCCUGUGGAGGCUGGUCUCACUUGGGCUAUUGGCAAGAGAAGAAGGGCUGAAGGCGGUUUUCUUGGAGCUGAGGUGAUCCUCAAGCAAAUUGCCGAUGGACCAGCCAUCAGGCGUGUUGGGAUUUUCUCGGCUGGCCCACCUGCUCGUAGUCACAGUGAGAUUCAAAAUGAAAAUGGGGAGAACAUUGGUGAGGUCACCAGCGGAGGGUUUAGCCCAUGCUUGAAGAAGAAUAUAGCCAUGGGGUACGUUAAGUCCGGAUUGCACAAACCAGGCACUAAAGUCAAGAUUGCAAUCAGAGGAAAAACAUACGAAGGGUCAAUCACCAAAAUGCCCUUCGUACCUACAAAAUAUUACAAGCCAACAUAAUCUUUUUCAUGUCUUCCGCUGUUCUAAAGGCUACCUUCUUUACAUUUAACUUGUUUCUUGUGAACUUCAAAUGCUGCAAACCUGCAAUCUUUGAUUUUGUGGUCAAAACACCUUUUUCAGGUCUAUAAUGGAGGAGUAUUUAUAUUCCAUGGUUA